This is a messenger RNA of Seriola dumerili (greater amberjack), 4457 nucleotides long. It is a transcript of the gene dsel, whose product is annotated as dermatan sulfate epimerase-like. The coding region runs from base 381 to 4040 and encodes 1219 amino acids. Gene Ontology annotation, molecular function: sulfotransferase activity; chondroitin-glucuronate 5-epimerase activity. The transcript has a single exon. NCBI's taxonomy places the organism in Eukaryota, Metazoa, Chordata, Actinopteri, Carangiformes, Carangidae. The record is from RefSeq and is a predicted model, not a curated record.
UUUAAUUUUUUAUUUUUUAAUUCUUUGAAAUCUUGGAUUUAAAUUCAAAAAGCAGAACAGAGACACCUUCUUCUCUCCCGCGGGCCUUUAUGUGUUUAAUGUAAUUUGUUUUAUUGCCUUUACAAACUGUUACAAGUGGAUGUGGACAGUUUGCUCCUGCACUAAAGUUUUUUUUUUUCUCCUUUCUUGACUAUCAUGCAUGUGACUCUGGUAUCGCAUUAUACCGGAUUAUAAAAUAUAGAUUUUAUGGACUAUCACCUUGCUAACUAACAUAUCCCACCUGGACUUUUAUUCUGAAAAUCGCAUGUUAAGUUGUGGGACUUUUUUUUUUUUUAAAAGGAAAGAAAACAAUCAGCUGCUUAACUUUGAAAUCCAGUAAGAUGUAUUCACAGAUGCCGGGCAACAUGGCAGUUAACUGGGUUGUGUAUUCUGUGUUUUUGCUGCCGCUGUUCGCGGUGGGGACCGCCUUCUCGGGGGUCUUCAAUGCCACAGACAGAGACAUUUUCACAGAUGACUUGCUGCAGGUCAAGCUCACACAAGACAGAGCUGCUGAGCAGUGGAAACUCCAGUCUACUGCCUCCCAUCCAAACCUGUAUUUUAACCAGGUGGAUGUGUUGCACUUGAGGCAAAGGUCCUCCACCACCCACAGUCAUAUUUUUAAAGUCAUCCGGGCGGCUGUGCUCACCAUGUUGUCUAAUGUCCCUUUUUACAUGCCCCCUGUGAAACAUGAGGAGUUUACAAGCAAGUGGAAUGAGAUUUAUGGGAACAACCUGCCUCCCCUGGCGCUCUACUGCCUGUUGUGCCCGGAGGACUCUGCAGCGCUGCAGUUUCUUAUCAAGUUUAUGGAUAGGAUGGCUGAGUACCCUGACUGGAAGGUGACCAGUGCCCCUAAUGACGAGGUCCCCAUGGCGCACUCUCUCACCGGUUUUGCUACUGCUUAUGACUUUAUUUACUCUCAGCUCGACCAGCGCAGACGGGAUGUUUACCUGAAAAAGAUCCGCUCUGAGACAGAAGAGCUGUAUGAGCUCUCCAAGUACAGAGGGUGGGGGAAGCAGUAUCUCCAGAAUCAUCAAACUACGAACAUUUUAGCCAUCCUGACCGGUGCAAUAGUGGUCGGAUCACACGGCGACCCGGAGUCAAUGAUCUGGAAGCAGGUGUCGGUGAACUACAUGGAGAAAACAAUGUUCCUCCUAAAUCACAUAGUUGACGGGUCCCUGGACGAGGGGGUAGCCUACGGGAGCUACACAGCCAAGUCCAUCACGCAGUACGUCUUCUUAGCUCAGCGCCACUUCAGCAUCGACAACAUGCAGAACAACUGGCUGCGGGGACACUUCUGGUUCUAUUACGCCACCCUGCUGCCGGGCUUCCAGAGGACGGUCGGCAUCGCGGACUCCAACUACAACUGGUUCUACGGGCCCGAGAGUCAGCUCGUCUUCCUCGACACGUUCGUCAUGAGGAACGGGACGGGCAACUGGCUGGCUCAGCAGAUUAGAAAGCACAGACCCAAGGACGGUCCCAUGGGGCAGUCGUCCGCCCAACGCUGGGCCACACUUCACACAGAAUACAUCUGGUACAACUCCCACCUCACACAGCAGCCUCCCCACAAUUUUGGCAGAGCGAGGAUGCAUAUUUUCUCAAACUGGGGUGUGGUCACCUACGGAGCGGGGCUGCCCAACGGUCAGGGUAAUACUUUUGUCUCCUUUAAGUCUGGCAGGCUGGGUGGCCGCGCAGUCUAUGAUAUUGUCCAUGACAAGCCUUACUCCUGGGUGGAUGGCUGGAACAGUUUUAACCCCGGUCACGAGCACCCGGACCAGAACUCUUUCACAUUUGCCCCUAAUGGACAAGUGUUUGUAUCUGAAGCACUUUAUGGCCCAAAGUACAGCUACCUGAACAAUGUCCUGGUGUUCAGCCCCUCCCCCACCAGUCAGUGUAACAGUCCGUGGGAGGGUCAGCUGGGGGAGUGCGCGAAGUGGCUGCGUUGGACCGACGAAGGGGUGGGUGAUACCAGAGGGGAGGUGAUUGUCGCCUCCUCGCACGGGGACACCAUGUUCGUGAGUGGGGAGGCGGUGUCGGCGUACUCCGCCGCCAUGAGACUAAAGAGCGUGUUCAGGGCCUUGGUUCUGCUCAACUCGCAGACGUUGCUCGUGCUCGACCACGUGGAGAAGUGGGGCGACUCGCCCGUGAAGUCGCUCAGCGCCUUUUUCCACAACCUCGACAUUGACUUUAAAUACGUCCCUUUCAGAUUCAUGGACAAAUACAACGGCGCGAUGAUGGACGUGUGGGACGCCCACUAUAAAAUGUUCUGGUUCGACGCCCAGGGUCACAGCCCCGAUACCAGGAUACAGGAGGCGGAGCAGGCGGCGGAGUUUAAGAAGAGGUGGACUCAGUAUGUCAACGUCACUUUCCCAGUGACGGGGACAGUCAGCAGAGUGGCUUAUGUUUUACACGGGCCGUAUGUCAAAGUGUCCAACUGUAGAUUUAUGGAUAAUAGCAAAAACGGAGUGAGGCUUUCUUUAACCAUAAACAACACAGAGAGGAUCGUUUCUAUAGCGACCAACUAUAAAGACAUCGGGGCCAGGUUGAAUUAUUUAGGAUUCGGAGGUCACUGCAAGGUUGAGGACAGAUAUCAAAUCACUCGAUUCGGCCUCGGGACUCAACUCAUCCCCAAACAAAUCAGCAGUGAUAAUCAGCUGUUCGACUUUGGAUUCACAGUCAACGUGAUAGCAGGGGUCGUUCUCUGUGUGGCCAUCGGAUUUCUGACCAUGCAGAGAAAGUUUUAUGUGUGCUUCAGCAGGCUGAUGCGUUACGCCCUCCUCUCUGUGCUCAUUCUGUGGAUAGCCGAGCUGCUGUUUGUGUCUAACAGCUGCGAUCAGCUUCUCUGUGGGGUAAAAUGGAAAGGUGCGGGUGCCAAGAGCGAAGUAAACAAACAAAUCAGAUUGUACGAGCAGCGCCGGCUCCCGCUCCCCACCGUCGUCAUAACAACCCUUCCCGGAUCGGGAUCGGAGAUACUCAAACAUCUUUUCUACAACAGCUCGGACUUUGUUUACAUCAGGGUUCCCACCGAGCACGUGGACAUCCCCGAGACCGAGUUUGAGUUCGACUCGCUGGUCGACGCCUGCGAGUGGUCAAGGUCAGACGCCAUGCACGGACGCUUUAAGAUUAUUCAGGGCUGGCUGCACUCGCUGGUCCACAACACAAAGCUGCACUUGCAGAAUAUUCAGCUGGCGGAGGGCGGGGGCAGGGUCAAACAGCUGCAGAGGGUCGGCCCCUCCAGGGACAGGAAGAAAAGAUCCAGGAGGAGGGAGCCGGCGUCUGAGCUGAAGGGCAAACUGAGGGCCAGUCUGGACAGAGAUGCAGAGUACAUCAGGGAGAUGAGACGCCACGUUGUGGACUACCCCGAUGCCAGGGUUGUCCUCAACAUGCGCAGUGGAAGCUGGGCCCUCAAACUGCCUUUCCUUCAGGAGGUGGUGGGACCCUCCUUGAGGACAAUCUACUUGGUGAGAGACCCUCGAGCGUGGAUUUAUCUCAUGGUCUAUAACAGCAAACCCAGCCUUUACUCCCUUAAAAACAUCCCCCAGCACCUUUCCUUGAUAUUCAAGGAGGAUGCCGUCAGGGAUGGGUGCCCGAGCGUGGCGCCAGAGUUUCAAACAAUCCGGAGGCUGCUGUCCCGCUCGGAGACCAACCCGGUCCUGAUACUGGCUCAUCUGUGGCUGGCUCACACCGCAGCGGUGCUGAGGGUCAGCGAGGGCCUCCCCGAGGAGUCCUACCUCCAAGUGAGGUUUGAGGACGUGGUCAACUUCCCGCAGGAGACGGCGGAGAGCAUACACACAUUCCUCGGGGUGCCCGUCUCACCCGCGGCCCUCAACCAACUCAUUUUCACCACCUCCACGAACCUGUACAAUCUAAUGUACGAAGGUGACAUUUCACCAGCCAAUAUUAACGUGUGGAGACAGAACAUGCCCCGAAAGGACGUCAGACUAGUAGAGGAUGUGUGUGGGAGCGUGAUGAAGAGGCUGGGUUACGCCCGGUCUGCCAGUUAACCUACUGCUGCUGGUCAGCUGAUGUUGAGCUGUCUUGUUUUACUGUAGCUGCACAUCCAGUUGUGUAAAGUUGUUUUUUGUUUUGUGUUUUUCUUUCUUUUGCACUGACAUUAAAUUUUAAAAAGACGAUGUUACAAGUUGAGGGGAAAAAAAGCUGCGUAGCAUUGCUGUCUUUGUUAAAAGUUUUUCUUUGUGUCAGCUGUAUUUGUUUGGGUGUGUGUGUAAGGUGUUGUACCGACUACAGCAACAGAUGUCGGUGAGGGAGGAAUAUUUUACAUUAAAAUAGGUGGAAGGGAGCUUCUGUUAUUAGUCUUCUUCCCACAGCAGCUCUGUUCACUUUAACUUGUAGCGCUCUUUUAUUGAGCGAGACUUUAGACCUUUGCUGUUUUUACAUGCAGGGGGGGGGGAAACGCCACU